This is a messenger RNA of Terrapene triunguis (Three-toed box turtle), 1071 nucleotides long. RefSeq names its product tetratricopeptide repeat protein 39A-like. The transcript has 12 exons. Lineage: Eukaryota; Metazoa; Chordata; Testudines; Emydidae. Bases 10 to 1071 code for a protein of 353 amino acids. The record is from RefSeq and is a predicted model, not a curated record.
GACGACUGCAUGGAGGCCAUGAACGCCUUCCUCUGCAACCAGUUCAGCGAGAGCCUGGAGAAGCUGCAGCCCAGGACCAAGGAGAGCAUGUACCACGCCCUGGUCUACGCCACCAUCCUGGAGAUGCAGGCCAUGAUGACCUUCGAGCAUGAGGACAUUGUGCAGGCCGGGCAGACCAUGAAGGAGGCGCAGGAGAUUUGCCAGAGGUUUCGGAGGAAAUCCAGCGUGACUGGCUCCCUCUCCGGCCUGGUCAGCAAGGCGGAUUCGUUCACCGAGGUGGAGCUGCACGCCGAGGUCUGCUACGCGGAGUGUCUACUGCAGCGGGCGGCCCUGACCUUCCUGCAGGACGAGAACAUGGUGAAUUUCAUCAAGGGGGGGAUCAAGGUGCGGAGCAGCUACCUGAUCUACAGGGAACUGAGCAGUUUCAUCCAGUCCAGUCACUGCACAGCAGGCGCUGCCCACGUACACUUAGAGGGAGGGGUGGCGCUGGGCAUCGGCGCCUUUAAUCUGACGCUCUCCCUCUUCCCUCCGCGGAUCCUGAAGCUGCUGGAAUUCGCUGGGUUUUCGGGGGACAAGGAGUACGGGCUGCAGCAGCUGCACGAGGGAGCGACCACCCUGAACCUGCGGGCCCUGCUCUGCACCAUGCUGCUCCUCUGCUACUACACCUUCCUCACCUUCAUCCUGGGGAUCGGGGAGGACGAUUUCACGGAAGCCGAGAGCUUGCUGAGACCCUACCUCCUUCGCUACCCCAAGAGCGCCAUCUUCCUCUUCUUCGCCGGCAGGAUAGAGGAGAUCAAAGGGAACAUCAGCGAGGCUAUCUGCAGGUUCGAGGCGGGCUGCUCGGCCCAGCAGGCCUGGAAGCAGUUCCACCACAUGUGCUACUGGGAGCUGAUGUGGUGCUAUGCCUACAAGGGCAUGUGGAAGAUGGCCUAUUUCUACGCCGAUCUGCUGAGCAAGGAGAACCGCUGGUCCAAGGCCAUGUAUGUGUAUAUGAAAGCCGCCUUCCUCAGCAUGCUGCCCCCCGAGGAGCCCCGGCCCUUCGGGGAGAGCGAGGUGGAGCUGUUCAGGUAG